AGUUCCGCCGCGAAGUCCGUGGCUUCUCCUAGCAGUAAAAUAUCCUCGUCAUAUGUUCAGCCGUAUCAACGCCACGAUGAGCGCACGCCGUGUUUGGCUCCCUUGCAUACUCCUAGCGGCCACUGCAGGCGUGCUCACAGAACACACCACGGAAUAUCUGCAGCACGGAAAUUUUACGCCUUGGAAGUUCAUGUCUUCGCCGCAUAUAUAUCUCAUGAAAACCAACAUUUCUCUCGGCAAUUUCACAUGCAUAAGAGCCGCGACGAUGGAGAAGAACGAAUGCAACGAAACGAUGUCGCAGAAUAUUUCAGUUCUAAACUUCGUCUCGAAGACUUGGUAUGCGUUUAAUGCCAGCUACCACCCAAUAGGAGUUCUACCAGCUAAUACGUUCACUUCUGUUGACAACAUAAGAGAAUUUUAAAACAGAGGACAAGCUCACAAUUGAGUUCCAACGGAAGCACAUCUCACCGAGGCUCCAAUACCUAAAGGUAGGAGGCAGUGAGCGAUUUUCAAGCAGCAAGAAGGUUAAAAGGUUAACGGAACGGUUGCCGUCAACAGUAACCUCGUCGGGAACAUAGUAAACAGUUACGCAGUUACAAUGCUCGCACAAGCAACUGAAGGCACAGUUACUUCCUCCCCGGUAACUGCUGCCGCCGCUGCUGGCCCGUUCAAGACAAACGACGCCGCAGGUGCGUAUGCAAGCAAGAUCGCACUCCACAAGAAACCAUUCCUCGAAUUCCUACGCACGUUCGAGUGGAAGGAACCUGCUAGCGACCCCGAUCAGCAGUUUCUCGACAUCGGAUGCGGAACGGGGGAUGUCACCAGAGAGCACAUUCUGCCCAGGUGUCCGCCAUGCCGACGUAUCGUGGCCGUGGACUUCUCACCCAAAAUGCUUGAGUACGCCAAGGAACACUUUCCGCACCCACGCAUCGAAUACAAACUGCUGGACAUAGGUCACGACGUCGAGAAUUUCUUGACCGAACACGGAUCAUUUCAGCGGGUGUACAGCCUGAGGACAUUGCACUGGGCGAAGGACCAGGCCCGGGCAUUCUCUAACAUUGCGCGCCUGAUGGCACCAGGUGGAGAAUGCAUCCUGCUAUUUUUGGGUCGCUGCGAUACCUUCGAUUUUAUUCGUCGCAUGGCUCAGCUGGAGCCUUGGACGAAAUAUAGUCACGUGUUUGAAGAUGCUGUGCCAAAGACCCACGACAUCGCCGACGUGGCUAAGCUGAAAUCGUAUGUGGAGGACCUCGUAUCCUCAGCUGGUAUGACCCUGAUCACGCUGGACGUGUGGCAACGAAAAUCUUCAUUUUUGGACACGGAAAACGCUGUGGAAAUGUUCCUGAUGGCCAAUCCGGUGUUACCCAUUCUACCCGAAGAGGAGAAGGCGUCCUUUAUAGCAGACGCAAGGAAGCAUGUGCCCGCUUGGCGUGAGGCAUACGAAGAGAACAAUCCACUGCCAUUCGCCAGCUUCGUCGUGCAUGCCUCAAAGCCUUAGAGCCAAUUUUUCAGCCAGUUAUUACCAAUUGUUUACUUGCGCAAAGUAUAAAGCUAAUAAAGAGUGGGAACUUGUGAUACGAUGUUGUGUUAGAAUAUUAUGUCAUGGAAAGUGAUCCUCUGAAGAGCUCAGAUAAGAUUAUACUUCAGUUCACCAAGCCGUUUUGACACUACUUUAAGAGCCGUUAUCGAUGACUGAGGUUGCAGCAUCGGAAUAAAGGAAUUCAUUUAAGAGAG
Messenger RNA from Dermacentor andersoni, 1731 nucleotides. The record is from RefSeq and is a predicted model, not a curated record. NCBI's taxonomy places the organism in Eukaryota, Metazoa, Arthropoda, Arachnida, Ixodida, Ixodidae.